UCGUUGCGACGUCGCGUGCAUUCUGGUCGUACGGCUCCCUUUCUUGUGAUACUCGUAACCUUCCUUGUUAUUACCUACGCACUUUCGCGAGGGUUUGUUGUGAUGCGUAAAUAAUUCGUUUGUUUGAUGAGAACCGGACAUGCGGACGUCGAUUGGUGGCACGGAAAUGAAACUGAAAUUUUUCGUUCGAGUCCAGUGUGGCGAACUUCUGCGGUGGCAAGCUACAACGAAUCGUCGCAGACUCUAUAAUUUGGCCUGAUAAAUUUACAAGAAAAGACUCUAUUUUUCUCAUUAUCAUCGGCUAUAUUCUCCGUUAUCAUCAGCUUUAAUCACAAAACUGAUACAAUGCAGGAAUCUAUCGCAGAUUCAUGUGAACGUGAGUUCUCAAGUCCUCCUGACGCCAGUUUGUAUGUCAAGGACCGCGACGAAGCUGAGCAGCAGCACGUCGGACUCGAUCAUCGUGCUGACGAUACCGACUAUGAUGACUUGCAUGGUGCAGAUGAUCAGAAGAUUGCGGAUCGCGACGAUGGCCAGGAUGAAGGAGCUGACGCCGGUGAGGUGACGAGGGGCAUUGAACUGCAGGACGAUAAUGACGACCCUUCACUAUCACGAAAAAACAACGGAGUUUCCUGCCUAGAGUUUUCUGAUGUAGCAUCACAAGCCAGGAGUCGUCUCGACGAAUGUCACUCUGCUCUGCCCAACAAAGAGAAUGACACUCAAUUUAACUUCGAUGGAAGAGCAUCUCCGGCGGCUGCUGAACAGUCGCUCUGGAAGCAUCAAGGUGUGGCUGUGGGCCAGAAGCCAAACUUGGAUCAGCUUCGCUGUCUCAUAGCAGAUUUGAGCAAACGCAUCCCUGACAACGAAGGAAUGCACACGCAAAUGUCUGGACUGAAAUCUGAAUCUGGUUUAUCUCAGUCUGAUGACGGAAGUAAUUCAAAAUCUUUGGAACAAAUGACGUCGUUACAACGAGCUUAUUAUGCGUUGCAGCAUCAUCAGAUGUUGCAAGUGCAACUGAUUAAAAAAAUUCAAGUACAGCUGUCUCUUGCACACGAUGAUAAAAGAGAUGUCAAUGACGCUGACCCUCGUUCUUCACAAAUAACAGUCAACCAUAUUUCACGGCCUCUUCCUGAAAGCGCGAAAAAGUCUCCAGAGGAUGUACUCAAAGGCCUGCUGCAGAAAUUUAAACCUGAAACGGAUUUUGAGCCGUCAGAGAAAUCAGAUCUUUCAUCCAAUAAAAUUGAUCCGCGUGAUCGCCCUCUUUCCCCCACACCCAAAUCCCAGUCGUCCUGCUAUGGGGUAAACGGAGUCCCUUUGGGGGCUGAACCUCCAGCCAGCAGCGAGACAAGCUCUCUCGAGAAACUUCAGCAAACAGCAAACCACGUCCUGACGAAAGCCUCCCAAGGAAUCUUCACCCACCAUCUCAUACAAGAUGCAAAUAAUACGGAAGGACGGGACAGUAACCACAAACAUAAGUGUCGGUAUUGCGGAAAAGUUUUCGGCAGCGAUUCAGGUCUGCAAAUACACUUGAGAUCUCACACUGGAGAACGACCGUUCAAGUGCAACAUCUGUGGUAAUCGUUUCACAACACGGGGCAAUUUAAAGGUUCAUUUCCAGCGACACCAGAGUAGGUUUCCCCACAUAAAAAUGAAUCAUAAUCCUGUUCCAGAACACUUAGACAAAUUGUGUCCCCCUCUUUUGGCGCAGUUAGGAGAGUUGGAAGACAGUCCACCUGCACCUACCGGACCUCCAAACCCAUUUUCUCUCGCAUCUCCGGCAUCCCAACCUACACCUCCGCCUCAGUUCAAUUUGUCACCCACCGCACCUCUUUCACUUCAGCAACCAUUAGCAGCGUCUUUGUUGUACCGCCGGAUGAUCGAAGGAAAUGAACCUCUUAGUCAAAGAUUCUCACAAAUUUUUCGCAGAAGCGAUGAAGCCUCUCCAUGCCUUUCUUCAUUCGAAGAAACUUCUGCCCGUUUGACUUGCUCUGUAUCAGAUGAAAUGCGGAACGAAAGGCGUUCGAAAGAAAUAGCAUACGAUUCAGACAGUGAUGGUCAGAAGAGCGUGCUUAACAAGUCAGGAGAUGAUGAAAACUUUGAACUAAAUAAUUGCGAAAAAGAUUCCGUCGAUGCAAGAGAUUCGAUUGAAAAUGACUUGAACGGAACUUACGAUGGUGACUUCAGUAACGAUGGUUCUAGCAGCCCAGGCAGUCAUGCUAGUGACACACAAAUUAACAAAGAAUUAAUUAAUUACUUGCACCGUCAACGAGAAUUGCAUAUGGUUGCAUUUCCUGGCAUGAAUAUCCCUCAUAAUAUGAAUUUAUUCACGGCCCAUGGCAGAAAUUCGAACGAAAAUCAGGAAGGGGCCUCCAUAGAUGGCGGUCUUGAUUUGACCAAAGACCCAAAUAUCUACACCAACUUCUUACCUCGGCCAGGCUGCAACGACAACUCCUGGGAGGCGUUGAUUGAAGUUCAGAAAGCCAGUGAGACCAUGAAACUGGAACAAUUGGUAAAUAAUAUAGAGAAUAAACUUACUGAUCCAAAUCAGUGCAUUAUUUGUCAUCGAGUUCUGUCAUGUAAAUCUGCCCUACAAAUGCAUUAUCGGAUACACACGGGUGAACGUCCAUACAAAUGCAAAAUUUGUUCUCGCACUUUCACCACCAAAGGGAAUCUGAAGACACAUAUGAGUGUACAUAGAGCCCGACCGCCGGUCCGUAUGUUACAUCAAUGUCCGGUGUGCCACAAACGGUACAAUAGUGCGAUGGUUCUUCAGCAACAUAUACGGCAACACACAGGAGAACCAACUGAUAUUUCCAAUGAACAAAUAGCCGCAGCCGAAGUUCAUGAUAAUAUUGCAAGUGCCAUGCACCCAGUUUUCUUUUCUGCUUUGCCUAACUAUGCCCACCUUCCUCAUCUUCUUCCUCUAGUUCAGCAGCUGCGACCAAAUUUUCCUGUUGAUCAUAAUCAACGCGAUACUGGAGAAGACGAUGAACAUAAUAGGAGUUCGUUCCUCCGUCGAAAUAAUUUAGAUAAUGUAGAGGAUCAGCCUCAUAAGUAUACAUGUGACAUGGAAGAAACCGAUGAACCUGUUUCUCCAUCUAGGUUGCAUUCACCAAAACCUUUAGAUUUUUCAAGUAGAGCUCACGCCAGGGAUAAGUCAGAGGACACCAGCGUCUCACCCCCCGUGAAGUCACCAUCGAAUAACGGCCAGUUUUCUCCUCGUUGCAAAUCUCCUCAGAUUCAUUCCAAGCAAGAAGGGCAAAAAAUUUCCAUGGACAUGCCUAUCCGGCCUCCUCAUCCGUCUUCUCUAUUCCCUCCUUUCGCUCUGUUCCCUCCACCUCUCAUGCCAAAUCAUCUCAACGCCGCGCUACAGUUUGAUAAAUCAAGAUUUUUUUCAAGUAUGAUGAACAUUCCAGUUCAGGGUAACACGACGUGCAAAAUUUGCUUCAAGACGCUGUCGUGCGCAUCGGCUCUGGAAAUCCACUACCGGUCGCACUCCAAAGACCGGCCGUUCGUGUGCACCGUGUGCGACCGGCGCUUCACCACACGGGGAAACAUGAGGCAGCACAUGGUCACUCACAAAGGCCACGAGGACGACAUUCCAAGCUCGUCUGCAGCGAAGAGCCACAAGUCCCGAAACAGCCGCAGUGGCCACGCAACAACCAAAACCUCAGUUGCGUUGCCACCAUCUAGUCCUCUCGCAUCAAAUUACCUGCAACUGAAGACUCCAACGACUUCUAGUCCAUCUUGCUCAGCGGGUGCAGUGCGAGGCAUGCCACUGGGUGCCUCUGUCUUCAGCUACCCUCGCUUCCCUCUGGCUGCCUUGCCAGGCUCCAUAGCUGCGCUCCUAGGGAACGCCAGUGGCAUCGGCGAGCGCGUGCUGCGAGGGCUGACGGAGAAGCAGGAUAUUUUAAAUCUCAAGAGAGAGAGGGAGGGGGAAAAUCCUUUGCCGUUAUCUAAAAGAAUGACAGGAGUGGAGUCUGGGGAAACAAGUCCCCCAGCAUCUCCACAUCAUAACCCCAGUCCACCCCUGAACUCCCCUGCUGACCGCAAUGGGCAUUGCAGUGAAAAUGGUGACUCCCCACGAUUAAUGUCCCCACCGCUGGCAGCAACAUGCCUUCCCCACUCGGGCACAUCCUCCCACUCCAUUAGUCAGCUAUUAUCUCAGCCCCAUAAUUCCCCUUCUGCUUCCCCGACCGGCCAACCUCUUCUCGUGACGACAUAAUGACAGAUGAUGUCUAAACCAAAAUGAAUUCCUUCAAGUAUGAAAAAAAUUGCAGAUUUUUUGCUGACAUUUUGCAAAAUUACUGAAGCUAAACCAAAGGAGUUGCUUCAUACGUCUUCUAUUUACAUAACAGAUUUUUUUUCAAUUGCGUAGCUGAUCCCAUUGAUCUGCUACAUGAAGUGGCAAUUGUAGCAUUAAGUUUGAUAGUAGUGAAAAUAAUGAAAUUAUUUUUCAAUGAAAAUAUUUUCCUGUGCGGUAACUAUAACACAGUAAUCAUUUUCUAAUUGUUAUACAAUAGUUUUAUGUUAAUUAAAUGGCUGUAAAUUUGUCUAUUAUGUUACCAAGUUAUUUUAAUUGUUGUCAAGGAUCAAAGUUUCCUUGGCGGAUUUUAAAAAAUGGAAAUAAUAAAAAGUAAUUAGUAAAAAUUUUCGUUUGAAAAUUUGGAAUGCUUCUUCCUAAAAUAACUGGAAUCUCUAAAUAUCAUUUUCUCUAAGAUCUAAACAAAUUGUUAUGAUUUUCUUAAUCAAUAACAAAUUUAAUAUACAUGUUGCAAUUUCGUAAAGAAUACAACGAAUUUGAUUGUAUUGUGGUCAAAUCAGAAGCUGUAUUUUUCUUUACUUGUCGUAAACUUUAUAAGCAAAUUUCAUCUUUAUUUUCAAUCAAAUCGGUAACCGAAUUUUCUUGCAUUUUUGUUAGCUCGCAACGUAUUCAUCUUGCUUUUUCGUUAUAUUUGCAACAGUUUUUUUCACAUUUUGUUUUCUUGGUCGUCAACCGUAUUACUUUUGUGUUUUUUCAACCCGGCAACCGUAUUUCUCUUGUUUUUUUUUUCAUUUUGCAACAAUAGUGGUUUAGUUUCUUGCUAACUUGGCAGUCGUAAUUAUCUUGCAUUUUUGUAAACUUGGCGACCGUAUUUCUCUAGUUUUUUAGUAAACUCGGCAACCGUAUUUUUCUUGCUUUUUUUGUCAACCCGACCACUGCAUUUCACUUGUAUUUUGUUAAUUCAAUAACCGUAUUUCUCUAGAUUUUUAGUUAACUCUGCAACCGUAUUAUUUUUGCAUUUUUUUCAACUCGGCAGCUAAUUCAGAACCAUUUGUCUGCCUUCAUAUCGGGAAGGAUGUCGACGUCUUAUUCAAGUUUAAUUAUUUGACUUGCAGAUGUUAACACAUUGCCGCUUUAUUGAAACAAAUAAAUUUUCAUUCAUUCCGUCUCCAUAGUAUGAAAAAUUUCCGAUUUAAUUUUUUAUAUCUCCAAAGACCUUGGCACAACAGCGAUGAGAAGAGUUUCGAAUUUGUCUUCAAUUGUUUUUGUUGAUCCCUCUUUUAAUAAAUUGUGGUAUUAUCAGGAUAUUAUAUUUUUUAUGGAAUUAUCAUAAAAUAUUAUCAAAUUUUGUUGGUAUUACAGAAAAAAUUCUGCAACGCAGAAACAAGCGAAGCUAUAUAUAAGUCUCAAAUAUUUCGUUUCGACAUUGAAAUAAUCGCACGUGUUUAUACAAGCUAAUUCUACUAUCUGAUACUAACAUGAAAAAAAAAAAAUUUUAGGUUGUGUUUUUGGGCUUUGGAGAGUGUAAAUAUUUUGUACAAAUACGAUACUAAGAAUACUCAGAAAGAUCUUUUAUAGGCCUUUCAUUGAAUGUACAUUCUAUGUUAUAAUUUUUAUUCAGCUACUCAAGCGCUGAAUGAAGCUCUGUUCUUCAUCGCUCCAGAUGAGAGCGCCGUGUAUGAAUGAUAUCAAGUCUCAUAUCAGACACUAAAAUCUGUUGGUCGAUAUGCAUAUCAUUUUUUCAGAACUUUGAAUAAAUGGAGGUUCUGUU
Molecule: messenger RNA, 6031 nt
Organism: Hyalella azteca
Lineage: Eukaryota; Metazoa; Arthropoda; Malacostraca; Amphipoda; Hyalellidae
Product: homeotic protein spalt-major-like
Exons: 5
Coding region: 346-4221 (1291 amino acids)
Biological process (GO): regulation of transcription by RNA polymerase II
Cellular component (GO): nucleus
Molecular function (GO): DNA-binding transcription factor activity, RNA polymerase II-specific; RNA polymerase II cis-regulatory region sequence-specific DNA binding
Source: RefSeq, a predicted model, not a curated record